Messenger RNA from Paraglomus occultum, 148 nucleotides. The record is from the annotation of a GenBank genome assembly. Lineage: Eukaryota; Fungi; Glomeromycota; Glomeromycetes; Paraglomerales; Paraglomeraceae.
AUGCCUUCAUUUUAUUCAUAUCGGAAGAGAAAGAAAACCAUGAAUUAUGAUCCUCUCGUGGAUUCGGGAAACAAGGGCAAACAGUUUAAUAUCGAGUUUCUUGUUAUUCCCAUCCUGGAUUUUUCAGAUUUCCAACCAACUAUCUUAG